AUCUCCACCGCCCCCUCCGUCAUUGCCGGCGCCGCCGUACCUUCAGCUCGCAUUCCGCUCUCCACGUGCUCCUCCCCCUACCCUUCAAUUCCUCUUGCUUCCAUCUUCACCUACCCCUCUCCACUUUCUCUCGUCGUUUCUUCCUCUCUUUUCAUUUUUAAACCAUCUCGCCGUCAACCGAUUGGAUUACCGUCUUCUGUUCUGUUUGUUUCUCCAGAAAAAAAAGAGAGAAAAUAUAAUCUUUGAAGUUCUAUCGGAUUUGUGUUAUAGAGUUGGAUUUUGCACUUGACUGAGUUUCAUAAUGAAGGUUUAGGCGGGGAAUCCUUUUCUUCUUCUUCUUCUUCUUCUUCUUCGUUUCAAGAUGCGUAAUGCUUCUGCUGAAUUGAGGACUCCGCGAAGCUCCUACCAGAUCUUGAUAUUUUCUAGGGUUUUCAGAUAGCUUUAUUAGUUGUCGUCAAUAAUGCACGGGCUUAGCCGCCUCGGGACAGGCGGGACCCGCUCUAUGUCGCCGUCGCCGCCUUCCUCCCCUCGGUUGCGAUACGGCAGCAACAAGAGCUUCGGCGGCCGUGUCGGUGGCGGAAAGCAGAGUUCUGCGGUGGACAAGAUGGUUUUGUUCUUGAUUUCUGCUGUGUUUAGGCGAAAAGGCGUGCUGCUGUUUGCGCCGUUGUUGUACAUUUCGAUAAUGUUGUUGUGCAUGGGAUCGUUGGGGUUUGAUGUUGUGAAUUUGAAGAAAGCAAUUGUUGUUGUACACAGGCGUGCGCCUCCAGGCUCCUUGUACCGGAGCCCUCAGGUGUUCGUGAAGCUCUGGCCUUUUAUGGAAGCUGAGAACAAUGGGAGCUCCAAUACGCUGUUGUCAGUAUGGAAUCUGAAGAUGCAUCAAAGUUGGAGGCCUUGUGUCAAUAAGAUUAUCUCCAAAACAGGUCCUUCAGAAUUACCAAAGUCUAAUGGUUUUCUUAUAAUUGAAGCAAAUGGUGGCUUGAACCAACAACGUUUAUCAAUAUGUGAUGCAGUGGCAGUGGCAGGGCUACUGAAUGCUACUCUUGUCAUUCCAAUCUUUCAUCUAAAUAGUGUUUGGCGAGAUUCCAGCAAAUUUGGAGAGAUAUUUGAUGAAGAGUUUUUCAUGGACAAGCUUAGAAAUAAUUUGAAGGUGAAUAUAGUCAAAGAACUCCCACAAGAUGUACUUCAAGGUUUUAACAAUAACAUUAGCAGCAUUGUCAAUUUGAGAGUAAAAGGGUGGUCAAGUCCUUCCCAUUAUCUUCAGAAGGUUCUUCCAAAAUUAGAGGAAAUGAGAGCUGUGCGAAUUGCACCUUUUUCUAAUAGAUUGGCUCAUUCAGUAUCAUCAAGCAUCCAAGGGCUUAGAUGCUUUGCCAAUUUUGAAGCGCUGAGGUUUUCAGAGCCUAUUAGAAUGCUUGCAGAUAAGAUGGUUGAUAGGAUGGUCAAUAAUAGCUCUCUUAGUGGGGGCAAAUAUAUUUCUGUGCAUCUUCGGUUUGAAUUGGAUAUGGUUGCUUUCUCGUGCUGUGAAUAUGAUGGUGGGCAAGAAGAGAGGCAUGAAAUGGAUAUUGCCCGAGAAAAAGGUUGGAGAGGAAAAUUUAGACGAAGAGGUAGAGUUAUAAGGCCAGGUGCAAACCGCAUGGAUGGAAAAUGUCCUUUAACUCCUUUGGAGGUGGGAAUGAUGCUUAGGGGCAUGGGCUUUGAUAAUAGCACCACGGUAUAUGUUGCAGCUGGAAAUAUUUAUAAGGAAGAAAAGUACAUGGCUCCUCUCAGACAGAUGUUUCCACGUUUGGAGACAAAGUAUACACUGGCUACUGCAGAAGAACUUGCUCCAUUUAAGGGCCACUCAUCUAGGUUGGCUGCUCUCGACUAUACAGUUUGCCUUCACAGUGAAGUAUUCGUAACAACACAAGGUGGAAACUUUCCCCACUUCUUAAUGGGUCACAGACGUUAUUUAUAUGGAGGACAUGCAAAGACAAUUAAGCCUGAUAAGAGGAAAUUAGCAUUGCUUUUUGAUAGCCCUGACAUCAGGUGGGAAACCUUCAAAUUACAAUUGAAAGAUGUGCUUCGCCGUAGUGAUGUGAAGGGAGGUGAAAUGAAAAAACCCAGUGGGUCACUCUACACCUUUCCAAUGCCAGAUUGCAUGUGUAAACAUUCCGAAGAGAAGAGAAACAACAGAAGCAAACUUGCUUGAACAAUUGACUACCUGUGACAGCACCAAACCUACCAUGUCAAGGGUUAUGUUUUUUGUUUUACCCAACCUGUAAUUUAUUCUGAGGUAUCAUUCAAUUUGAGUCAUGAAAUUCAUUCUUUUUAUAAGGAGGGAGAAGUUGUCUAGGCUCUCUGAUUCUUUGAUGUUUUUCAGCUCUAUUUCCCAUUGUGUAAAAUUCAUUGUACAUGACGAGACAGUAGUCUCUGCUUGCCAAAGAUAGUAAUUCUAUAGCAAGUAAAAAUUUUGUUGUCAAAAGCUAGGCCAAACAUACUCUUGUAAUAUGUUAAGUUCUUAACAUUUUGUUUGAAAUUUUCUGGAAAUUUCACGUAUAGAUUGUUUCCUUCUUUUUACCGUGCAUUUGUUGAUGAGCUAUGGAAUGAAAAAUACUUGGUUUC
This is a messenger RNA of Rubroshorea leprosula, 2598 nucleotides long. Lineage: Eukaryota; Viridiplantae; Streptophyta; Magnoliopsida; Malvales; Dipterocarpaceae. The record is from the annotation of a GenBank genome assembly.